AAUUCCCAGCAGGUCCGUUUCCAAACGGAACAGCCGAUCAAAGCUCAACCUCUCUCCGUAAUAAAAGGAUAGUUCCUCGCUCGCUUAGGAAAACGUUUAGUAUUAUGGUGACAAUUACUCGAGCUCCCAUGUUUUUCGUUUCAGCCGUGAAGAUCCGCUGCAGUUUGUAACCGAGGGGCGAUCUUGCUUGGGAACCCAUCGUUUCCCUUCCCCACUAGGGGGCAGACAACUUGACAUCUACUUCAACCAGCCACAACCAGGUGUUCCUCCGCCGCUAGGGCUUCCCGCUGACCGUCUUCCUCGAGCGUGAUGACGGAUGGACGAGGCCGCCUUUCCCUAUCUACAGGAACAGGUCUUCACACAGCUGCAGGAGAUCCACAUGUUGUACGGGGUAGAAGAACCAUUGAAAGAUCAGACAGGUUCGGAUCUCUAUCCUCAUCUGUUGGAUUUUGAUCCCGUACACAGGAGCAGGUUUCACACAGCUACGGCACAUCCACAUGUUGUACGGGGUAGAAGAACCAUUGAAAGAGCAUACAGCCAGCAGCAGUUCAAGUUGGACUUCUUCCAAACUAUUGCCAAAAUUGUCUGUAGUCUGGAUGAUAUGCAGGUUGAACACAUUAUGUACACGAGAAAGAUCAAAGCUGGGUGUUUCUUAUUCAAGUCUGAUGGUGAUAUGGACAAUUUUAUUCUCAAACGGUGCUACUCUACAAUUUAUCACGGCCUCUUACAUUAUCCAGGUGUUCCGUUCAUGCCUGCAAAUCUGAGUAGACCAUUUCAUUACAUCUGUCAUAUAUACGCAGAUACCAACUCACUUUGGUUGCCCUUGGUUGUGUUCAUUUCUUUACUGAUGUGCUCAGUGUGUUUUCUUUUCAGUUGGAAUCAUAUAUUGUACUUCAGUUUUUUCUCAUAGCGGGAUAAGAAAGGGCCAGGAAAAAAAAGACACGGUGCAAUUGUUCUUACCCUCUGGAUAAACUAUCUUCAGUUGUACCCUUUGUAAUGAUCAUUUCUAUAGUGAUGUGCCCGGUGUGUGUUAUUUUUCUUUGGGGUUAUAGACUAUAGUUCGUUUUUUUACACCUAUAUGUUCUUGCAAAGUGAUAUUAUUCUUACAUGUCGAUUAUGUUCAUAAAAACCCUGCAACUAUCUUUCAUUGUACAGGUCAUUUGUUUAGUUUUUUGGUGAUGAAUAAUGCACUGAUACAUGCAUAUAUACAUCUCAAUUUUAUAACACAACACAACCCCUACAUCAUAUCCUAUAGCAAUAAGUUGAUCUGGACUAACUAUAUUUCCUUCCCAUGCGAACUUGCCAUAUCAUGUCAUCACAAUUCAAAAUACAAGGGCCAUCCACACUUCGUCUCCUCGCUUCACCUCCUAUUUAUGAUGUGUUUUAUCUACCCUUUGGCUUAUUUUAUUGAUUUUGUCUGUUCGGUGUAACCAUCGCAAAUAAUAAUACAUUUUCUCAUGAUUAAAAUGUAAUCUAUACAGAUUGGUUCCUCCGUUUGAUUACCCAAUGAUUCCUAGACUUAACAUAAUACAUUGAGAACUAAUAAAA
Messenger RNA from Triticum urartu, 1548 nucleotides. The record is from RefSeq and is a predicted model, not a curated record. NCBI's taxonomy places the organism in Eukaryota, Viridiplantae, Streptophyta, Magnoliopsida, Poales, Poaceae.